Molecule: messenger RNA, 3722 nt
Organism: Etheostoma cragini (Arkansas darter)
Lineage: Eukaryota; Metazoa; Chordata; Actinopteri; Perciformes; Percidae
Product: phosphatidylinositol 4-phosphate 5-kinase type-1 gamma-like
Exons: 18
Coding region: 262-2715 (817 amino acids)
Biological process (GO): phosphatidylinositol metabolic process
Molecular function (GO): phosphatidylinositol kinase activity
Source: RefSeq, a predicted model, not a curated record
ACGCACAACAGCGGCGGCAGAGAUGAUCAGCAGCACCGCUGGCUGGCUGAACCUGAACGCAUCUCUUCGCAUCGUUUGCCUCAAUAUACAUCCACAAACAUACAUUCGCGGAGUUAUGUAGCCUAAUUGUUCCAGUAAAUAUUGAAGAAGGUGAAAUGACCGAAUUUCUACGUUGUUUCGAAACACAUACCGCCUCGUCUUGCUCUCACUGAGGAAGGUUACGGCUUCGCGUCGACGUCGGGAGCCGUCCGGGUCCGGGAGAUGGACGGGGGGACUGCGGAAACGCGGGAUGACGGGAGGACGAGUGAGGAAGCGACCGCCGGCCUCAGUCUACAACUUGACCUGGAGGACACCGAUUCAGCCAAGAAAGCUCAGAUAACAGAGAUGCCGUCCCCAUUCGGUGCAGGCCCGGCCCAUGAGAAAAAGAUCGGCCACAGAAGGGUAGAUGCCUCCGGAGAGACAACCUACAAGAAGACCACCUCCUCUGCCUUGCAAGGCUCCAUCCAGCUGGGUAUUGGAUACACUGUUGGCAACCUCAGCUCCAAGCCCGAGAGAGAUGUCCUGAUGCAGGACUUUUACGUGGUGGAAAGCAUCUUCUUCCCCCGGGAGGGCAGUAACCUCACUCCAGCCCACCACUACCCAGACUUUAGGUUUAAAACCUACGCCCCCGUGGCCUUCCGCUACUUCCGAGAGCUGUUUGGGAUCCGACCAGAUGACUACCUGUAUUCCCUCUGUAACGAGCCACUGAUCGAGUUGACCAAUCCAGGAGCCAGUGGCUCCAUAUUCUACGUGACCUGCGAUGACGAGUUCAUCAUCAAAACCGUUCAGCACAAAGAGGCCGAGUUUCUCCAGAAACUGCUUCCCGGGUACUACAUGAACUUGAACCAGAAUCCGCGGACUCUGCUUCCAAAGUUUUUUGGCCUCUACUGCGUCCAGUGUGGGGGCAAGAACAUCCGAGUUGUCGUCAUGAACAAUAUUUUACCACGCUCCGUACGCAUGCACCUCAAGUUUGAUCUGAAGGGCUCCACAUACAAGAGGCGCGCAUCCAAGAAGGAACGAGAGAAAUCCAAACCCACUUUUAAAGACCUGGACUUCCUGAAUGACCUCCCUGAAGGGCUCACUAUGGACCACGACACAUACAGCGCUCUGGUCAAAACUCUGCAGAGAGACUGUCUGGUCCUGGAAAGUUUUAAGAUUAUGGACUACAGUUUGCUGCUCGGGGUCCACAACAAGACCCAGGCCCAGCGAGAGCACCAGUCUCAGGGCUCGCCUGCCGGAGGCGGGGAUGAAAGGAGGCGCGCCGCUCAGAGAGCACUGUAUUCCACGGCCAUGGAGUCCAUACAGGGAGGCUCCACAUGCAGGGACACGCUGGACCACGAUGACACGAUGGGUGGGAUUCCAGCUGUGGGGAGUAAAGGAGAGCGCCUCCUGCUGUUUGUUGGAAUCAUUGACAUCCUGCAGUCCUACAGAAUGAUCAAGAAACUGGAGCACUCUUGGAAGUCCCUCAUCCAUGACGGGGACACCGUGUCAGUUCACAGACCUAGCUUCUAUGCUGAGAGGUUCUACAAAUUCUGCAGCACCAUCGUCUUCAAGAAGAGCAGCUCAUUGCGAUCGUCUCCGUCUAAGAGAGGACGAGGGGCUCUCAUGUCCAAAUCCAGUGCUGGAACGGGCCCAGCUGGACAGCGUCCCUCACUCACUGAUGAGAAGCAAGACAACCUGGACAACUUGGAGAACCUGCGAGGAGCUCGCAGCUUCCCCAUGUUUGAGGACAAAGCGAGAGAGCCCCCAUGCACCCCUCCUUCCUUUGAAGAUGCUACGACAGCUUCUAUCGCCACCACGCUCUCCUCCAACAACUCCUUACCCACCACCCCCUUUGAUACACCGGUGCACCCACGCUACAGGAGACAAAUGCUUUCUCCAAGUGUGGCCAGGUCCCAGAGAGAGGUAGUUGAGGUUCAUGGGGAAAAGCAGGACACCAUUACGGUGGAGGUGGAGCUCAGUAAAAUCCCACAGAGCACAGAGCUCACGGAGAUGACCGAAAGCACCUCUCAGGUCCACGUGUCACCUGAUGGUCAGCCCCAAGCCAUUGCUCCACCCACCCCUGCCUGCGUUAGUCCGUCCUCAACACAUUCCUCCUCCACCCUUCCUCCUACCUUAGUGACUUCCUCCCCCGCUGUCCAAUCAGCUGACCAGUCAAUUCCCUCUCCUGCUUCCUCCAUCCGUCCAUCCACCAAACCACUCACCUCUUCUGCCCCUUCUCCCUCGCCCACUCUUUCUCCUCCAACCUCUUGCUCAGAUGCCCAAUCCACACUCCUCACUCCAAACACCUCCACCCUCCCACCUGACUCGGCAUUUACUCCCAUCCGCCCUGCAACUUCUCACGCCUCCACCCCUCCCUCCUCUCACAAUCUGCCCUCCACCCCUCCCUCCUCCCAACCUCCGAGCCCCCAGGUGCCUCAGCAGGCGCCGCGCACGUCGUGCAAUCAGCUGUCUGUAUCCAGCAGCCACAACUCAUUGGACGGGGAGGUGCAGGUGUCUGACAUCUACUUUUAUGCAGAUGGCAGAUAUUGGGUGUACUCUCCAGUUCUUGGCCGUCGUAAGCUAAACUCUAGCUCGAGUUACAAUCAGACUCAGGAGGACCGGGGCUGGGUGUACUCUCCUCUGCACUACAGCUCCGUGUCCAGAAGGGGCUCGGAUGGGGAGAGUGAGACAUAACUCCGAGCGGGAGCAGCAGUGACGGGUGGAGCCGGAAGCUGUCUCCCUAACAAAGCCCCCAGGACGCUAUGAGAAUGAACGCUGGCUGCCCAAGCUGCAUGUGGCGAGCUUGAGACGCUUCGCACAGCAUUCAAGUAUUUCCACAAUACAUUCACGCAGACACUCGACUUCAGCCAACUAUCAAAAUAUUAUGCAAAAAACCCCCAAAAAAACACUAUGGAUUUAUUCCUGGACAAUCUGACUGACAUCAAUCAGAGAAAUGAAGUCCGGUCCCGUGGUACAAUCAGCUGAGUGGCACUGUGAAGGGGGGCGGUGGAGGCAGGUUUUUGUUGCAGCCCUGCUGCCGGCUCUGGAUAUGCAAUAUGCUCUUCCAUGUUAUUUAUUUCUUUUUUUGCCUAACAUAGCAUAAUUACAUCAUAAUGAAUUCAUGCAUUUAUUUUUCACUAGGGGCAUGGCGAUGCCAAAUCAUUUUAUUUUAGCACUUUAUCAAUGUAAAAGUGUCAUUAGUUAUUGUUUAAAACACUCCAACAGAAGUAACUGUGUGUGUGUGUGUGUGUGUGUGUGUGUGUGUGUGUGUGUGUGUGUGUGUGUGUGUGUGUGUGUGUGUGUGUGCACAGCGAGAAACUUGGAUCUGACAAUGAAUGGUUGUGUUCUAAAUGCCUUAUUGACAAAUUGACUUAUCGUGUUUUUGAUAUUUCCAUCACAUAAUCAUUUCAAAACAAUAUAUAUUAACAGGCAGAGUAUUUUAUUGUGAGUGAAUAACAAAUCUGUGAAGCAGAGAGCAGCCAUUCAUUACACAUUUUCAGGAUUAAGAACCAAGAGUUAAAGAGAGAAGAAGGGGGAAAAAAUAGAAAAAGACCUUUUGUAAAUUGUAGAAAAAGUGUGUGUCUAAGCACAUGCAUGUACGUCUGUGCGUGCCCUUAUUUCGCUGUGUGUGCACGUGUGUGCAUGCGUAUCGAUGUGUGAUUGGGAGACAUGUUUUCUGUCCUGCCUAUUUGUCAAAUCGU